AGGGCAAUCAUGGCCCGCCGCCCUGCCCUCGCGCUCCUCCUCUGCGCCUGCUGGCUGGCUGCGGGCGCCGCGGAGGCCUCCGACUGCCCUGCCGAUGCCGUGGAGGCGGAGGAGAGGGGGGAGCUGGACGCCUUGAGGGUGGAGCUGCUGCAGGCCCGCGCCAAACUCACGAGCAAGGAGAAGGCGAACCACACGAGCAGUGCGAACUACACCGGCGACGGCGACAUAAGGCACUACGCCCAGGCCUGCAGCGGGUCCUGCAAACCUGGCGUCUGUGAGUCCUUCUGCGGCGCCAACAACGCCUGCUGCAAGAAGGGCGACAGCAGCGACCCCGACGUCUGCGUCGGCGUCGGCUUCUGGCCCGUGACGACCUUCCACACGUGCGUGAAGCCGCCCUACCUCCUCCAGGCGCAGAAGAAGUGGUGCGGAGACACGCCGCUGAGCGACAACUGGA
This is a messenger RNA of Prorocentrum cordatum, 454 nucleotides long. The record is from the annotation of a GenBank genome assembly. NCBI's taxonomy places the organism in Eukaryota, Dinophyceae, Prorocentrales, Prorocentraceae.